Molecule: messenger RNA, 1535 nt
Organism: Cricetulus griseus (Chinese hamster)
Lineage: Eukaryota; Metazoa; Chordata; Mammalia; Rodentia; Cricetidae
Source: RefSeq, a predicted model, not a curated record
UGCUCCUGAACUUGAGUUGUGUGUUUUCUGCGGAGUCGAGAGGCAUUUCGGAACGCUUCGCAUUAUGGAUCCAAGCUUGUUGAGAGACAGAGAGCUAUUCAAAAAACGAGCUCUUUCCACCCCUGUGGUAGAAAAACGUGCUGUGCCUUCUGAGUUGCCCUCGGCCUCAUCCAAGAAGAAGAAAGCAAAAGUUGAACAUGGAGGAUCAUCAGGCUCUAAACAAAAUGCAGAUCAUAGCAAUGGAUCGUUUAACUUGAAAGCGCUAUCUGGAAGCUCUGGAUAUAAGUUUGGUGUUCUUGCUAAGAUUGUGAAUUACAUGAAAACACGGCAUCAACGAGGAGAUACACAUCCUUUAACUUUGGAGGAGAUUUUGGAUGAGACACAGCACUUAGAUAUUGGACUCAAGCAGAAACAAUGGCUAAUGACUGAGGCUUUAGUCAACAAUCCUAAGAUUGAAGUCAUAGAUGGGAAAUACGCCUUCAAGCCAAAGUACAACCUGAAAGAUAAGAAGGCCUUGCUCAGGCUUCUGGAUAACCACGACCAGCGAGGACUAGGAGGGAUCCUGCUAGAGGACAUAGAAGAAGGGCUCCCCAAUUCCCAGAAAGCAGUCAAGGCUUUAGGGGACCAGAUACUGUUUGUAAAUCGUCCUGAUAAGAAGAAAAUACUUUUCUUCAAUGAUAAAAGCUGUCAGUUUUCUGUGGAUGAAGAAUUCCAGAAACUGUGGAGGAGCGUCACUGUGGAUUCAAUGGAUGAGGAGAAAAUUGAAGACUAUCUCAAGCGACAGGGUAUUUCUUCUAUGCAGGAAUCUGGACCAAAGAAAGUGGCCUCUAUUCAGAGAAGAAAGAAGCCUGCUUCACAGAAGAAGCGCCGGUUUAAGACUCACAAUGAACACUUGGCUGGAGUGCUGAAGGAUUACUCGGACAUUACCCCUGGCAAAUAGGCAGCAUUUUUAUCCUCAAACAAGGUUGCAGACACCAUCAGGGUCUUUCCUCAUGCUUGGGAUCUGAAGACUCUGCCUUCCCGUCUGCUCCUCAGGACUGAGGAGAGGAGCAGUUCAGUUUACAGAACAGGAGUGCAUUACCAAAUCCAGCUUUGUCACCCAGCCAGGCUAGUGGGAAACAGUUCCUGUUAACUCCUGGGGUUGGUUUUUUUUUUUUUUCCCUAGAAAGACACUUAGCAUGGCAUGCAGGUGUCUUUGUUUAUCUUGAUUUCUAGAUGGUUCUUGAUUCCUGUUUUCUCUAUUGCUUUAGAACAGAUUGGCAGAUAGUGCUGGAUGCAAUAUUUCUUUAUUCCAAGAGAAAAUAUUUAUAAUAAAAUCAUUUGUAGGAGGAUCUUUAAGAAGUUAGGAAAUUCAGUUUGUUUCUCUUAAUUCUUGAAAAUAGCAGGGAACAGUGGCAGUCAUUGGUUGGUAGGGCAGGUGUUUGGGACGUCACAAAGAUGAGUCAGUGCUGUUGGCAAGUGUGUGGGUUUCAUCUUUGGAACACAGGGUAUGACUCUGGUUAAUAAGCUAAGCAAUAAAAUUACACUAAAUGUAA